This is a messenger RNA of Peronospora belbahrii, 2046 nucleotides long. Lineage: Eukaryota; Oomycota; Peronosporomycetes; Peronosporales; Peronosporaceae. The record is from the annotation of a GenBank genome assembly.
AUGUCACGCUCCGCCCCGCGGCGUUGGGACGUAGACGAAGAAAAUAGCGCUGACCACGAAGGUAGCGGCGCCCUUUUAACUACUAGUGACCUAGUUACAACAUUGCAAUCUUCAUCUUGUCGCCAUCCUAUGAUCUGCGAACCCCCACAAUUGGCAUCACGUCGUGGGCCCCCGUCCAUCGAGCCGCAAACGUCAUUGGGGAUGAGUGAUUGGUCCUUUAAUGGGUCAGCUGACUCGAGAGUUCCACUUUCGUCGUUAGCGAUGGACGUUAGGGAGUUUAGUCCUAGGACGACAAAAGGAGCAGUUGAACAUGGAUAUAAAGUAUCGUCCGUAGUCUCGGAAGGUUUUGAUGGCAAUCAAUUUGACUCUAAUCAUCUCGAUGGACGUCAGGGCUCGGAGAACUACAAGACCAUUAGGACCUUUCGGACGGACUAUAAGAUCGAGCCAAGCAACCACAGACAACAUCAGUUGCAACGCUAUGAAAAACAAAAACAAUACCAUCGACAGAUGCAGCAAGAAGAUGGUGGAGGUGACUCGUUGACUUCGCAGCUUUAUAGACGAACAUCUAAUAAUAACACGAUGGACUAUGGGUUUUACGCUCAGGAAGAAAGAGCGAGAGAGCCUUUGAAUGACAUGUCGUCGGUUGAUCCACCACAAUGCAUUGCUAGUAACAUGCCAAACGCCGGGUCGUCAUCGUUUGGGUUGCGUUUUAACGGCUUGACGAAAGAUGUAGGCACGAGAGAGAUACGAAACCGACACUACAAUGCAUUUGCGCCCCCGUCGACAAACAGUCCUGAAUUUGGACCACGGAUAGACGAUAUGCCGCUGGAGCCAGCUACAUUGAACAUAUAUCCGGAUGAAAAUGACCCUUUUACUGCUACAGUAUGCAUGUCUCGACAACGUGAGUAUGCACAGGCGCCCGUUCCCUCUCGGCAGCGAGUGCACCACCAGAUGACAAGGAGAUUCCAGUAUAGUGAACGCUUGAAUGAAGACGAAAUGAUGAUGACUGGCAAACGAUCAUUUCAGGAUUCAGACUUGCCCCGUGAUCGGCAUGGGACCGAAAGUCGAGCACUGUAUGAAGAGCUGGUUCGCGCUCCUACAAGUGCCGGCAUUUCCCAGAACAAUGGCUACGAAAACCUUUCACCGAGUGAUCCUGGAGCUGGCAUCGUUGACCCGCCUUCAAGCCUACAACGGUCAAAUCGAUCGAUUAUGCACCAGAAGGACAAGAGGUCACGGUCGGAUAACCCACUGAUUCAUGAUCCUGCAAAAGCGCCGACACAGCAAGCGGCGAAGGCUAAGACCGGUAUUGCCAAGACGUUUUCUGGGGCUUCUACCACCUCUCCUUUGAGUGGAAACGAAGGUGAGGAGCGCUCCAAGCGCCGCUGUGGACGCAAGAGUAUGAACUACUCAUCCGAGCAGAAGCGUGAGCGCAAUCGUGCAGCUGUAAAGAAAUGUCGACAGCGUCAGGCAUUAAAGCUGGAGUAUUUGCAACACAAGGCGGAGUCAUUGGCAGCGGAGAACCAGGCUCUUUCGGAAAUGCUAGUCAAAAACACGGAGCUAGCGGAGGAACACCGAAUCUCGUUGAAGCGUGGUAUUCAGAUGGACAUUUUGCUCAAGAUCAAGGAAAUUUUUACGCAAAGCUUGCCCAAGGACUUUGUCCUUGAUGCGGGCUCGAUUUGGGAUUUGAAUUCAGUGCUGGCUGUAUCGAUGCCGUCACGCUGCUACUACGGCAUUGAGAGCAUUAAGGACUUUUGGCGUACUUCGUUGCGCAUGCGCAACAAGGGCAAGAUCCGUUCGUUCUGGGCGUGGCUGUUUCGCCUUCCACCAGGUGACCGUUUUUUGGAGUUUGAUAUCCAGUCCUUCUCGCCAACAUCCAGUCUAUACUUUGUUUCAUGGACCACCAAGUCGACUCCGCCACUUGCUGGUACUAUGGUAAUCCUGUUUGGCAAUGGUCAUCGGGUGACACUCCACGUUGAGUGCUUUGGCUGGCUUAUCUGGCGCUACUUGCUUACAAACGAACCGUUUCCGGAAGCAUCGAUAGAGUGA